UAUAAUUUCUUUUUCUAAUAUUCUAGAAGCAAAGAGUGGUGGAGAUUUCCUUUCAUGGAGUAAACUACUAAAAAUAAUGUGACAUCCUUUGCAGGUUUCCUGCAUCCAUGGCAACUUCCACAUAAUCCAGCCAUUGUUUACUUUUCAUUUAAAAAAAAGAAAAACUUCCUGACAUUGUUAAGGGUAUUCCUUUAUCAUAGUUUUGGUGAAUGCCACAUUGAUUUUGCAGAGAAGAGUUGGUCACUUUGGAUAUGACACAAAGACGAAGGACACCCUGGAAAAAUGAUAAUGAUUUCCAGAUUAAUGCUGUUAUUUCAGUUUCAAAUUAUUUUUCACUUUUAUUCAGUUUUCUUGAUGUUUCCAGGCAAGGGAUUUUGCUGCCCUGCUUCCUGUCAGCUGUGCACUGUAACUCGAGUUCAUUGCAACAGUCUCGGCCUGCAUUUUGUUCCUAGGAAUUUGUCCCAGAGUACAACAGUUUUGUUCCUGAGUGGAAAUAAUAUCUCCCAAGUACUGCCCGAGGAUUUCAAAAGGCUAGAAAAGCUCUCUGUGCUUUUUCUGAAUAACACCGGACUUGUUCGCUUUGCCCCUAAAGCAGUGAAGCAUCUUCACAGAUUAUAUUACUUGCACUUAAAUAACAAUUUGUUACAACAUUUGGAGCCUGAUACUUUCGUUGGCCUUUCAAACCUUCACUUUCUUUACCUUCAGCUUAAUGAAAUACAGUAUCUUCCAGAGAAAAUAUUUAAUGGUUUGCCUGCUUUAAACCUCUUGGAACUUCAAGGAAAUAAACUUAAAACAAUUGGUUGCCAGACUCUUUUUGGAAUGAGUAGACUUAAAACGCUCAACCUUGCAAACAAUAUGAUUUCGUUCAUAUCCAGUCUUGCAUUCACAAAUCUUGGAAAAUUAGAAAUUUUGAAUAUUAAGGGAAAUUUACUCAGUCAGAUACCACCCAGAUUGUUUGAACGCCUUGGGAACCUCAAGUGGCUGGACCUUUCUGGAAAUCCCAUAAAGCUAAUAACUUCUGCUUCACUGAAGGGUCUGAAACAUCUACUGUAUAUUUCAGUGGAAAAUGCAAAAAUUAAACACAUAGAUAUUCAUGCCUUUGAUGAGUUAAAAAAAUUAAAACAUCUGGUUUUAAGUAAUAACUAUAUAAAUGUUAUUUACCCAAAUACGUUCAGCUUUUUGAAGCACCUGAAAUACCUGCACCUAGACAGGAAUAAUAUAAGUAACUUGCAUUCAAAAACAUUUGAUGGGGUUGCUCUUUCUCUUAGACUUUUAAAUCUGAGAGACAAUAAGCUAGCAUAUCUGCAUUCCAAUGUAUUUAGGUCUUUAGAUUCACUUAUUUAUGUUAACGUAAGUAAGAACCCUUGGCAGUGUGAUUGCAGAUUGCUUGAACUGCGCAACUGGCUUGUGUCAUCCUCUGUUAUGAUGAAUGUUCAUUGCCAGCAUCCUCUUCAUUUGCAGGACAGAUUAUUACGCUAUAUCAAUAUUGAUGAAUUUGGAGCAUGCAUUGUCUCAAACUACUCUUAUAAUUUCCAUUCUACCUCAGUUUAUUCAGUAACUGAUGAUGCAAAAUUAACAAGUAACACUUCUUUUUUAUCGCUUUCAUCACCCCGCCCUUCAACAUCUUUUUCAAUGAAAUUAACAAGUGGCAUCUUUGCUCCGCUUUCCAAAAAGUUGUUUACAUAUGAGAGUACAACACAUGUGACAUCCCAGUCACCAUUGCAGGUAUCAUUACUUAAUGUGCAAGAAAAUAUUACUGCUCUGCAAAGUGCAGUAUCUGAAAAUCUGGGAGCUUCAGUACCAUUUCAGUCUUUGAUUACCUGUGAGAAAAAGCUAGCAAAAUUAAAUCAGUCUUUUGACAUUCUUCUUGGAGUUUUUGUUCUUCUAUGUGCUCUUAUUGUAGCUAUGACCUAUAAGUUACUCAAUCUGAGGCACAGACUAAAUUCAAUUAAUAGGGAAAAUGUAGUGGAGUAUUUCAGUUUCUUCCAUUCUGGAAACUAUAGUAUCAGGGCUCCUCCACAAAUAGACUCUAUCUCCACAUCAAAUCUAGUAGGAAAUGCAGGGGCAGGACAAAUACAAAUAUUCAGACACCAUGCCAAUGGAAAUCAAGCCCAAGUUAUUCUAUUUGAACACUCUGUUCUUUAACCCAGUGAUUUCUUUUUUUCUUAAAUGUCUCAGUGCAUAUCAAACUUAUUAUUUUUUAUACUGGUGCUGAAUGUGUUUUGGUAUUAUUUUUUUGAAAUGUUCAAGAUAAAAUGGGAGGUAGUGAAAUAUGUGUAUAGUAAGUGUUCAACUAUAAAAGCAGUACUUUGUAAUAACUUAGCUAAAAUAAACAGUACUGCACAAAACUUAUAAUUUAUUUGACACAUCAAAUUUUUAUUUGCAAACUGUUGUCAUAGUAAACUAUAGAUGCUGCCAGUUCCUUGGAGUUAAUUAAUUUAAUUUCAUCUUUAUUUAAAGAGUAUUUGUGAUGUGUACAAAAAUUCAAGGUCAAUAAUACAUGUAUAAUACUGUGCAAAUUCUCAAAAACUUUGAGAAACGCCAGUUUUUUAAAAUAAAAGCAGGUUUCUGAGGCACUUUAGGACUGGUGGGUGAGUUUGUUUUUUGAUAUGCAUAUAAGAAUGGAAAACAGGUGCAGAAAUUAGUAAAUAAGACGUUAUCUUUGUAUUAAUA
Molecule: messenger RNA, 2673 nt
Organism: Erpetoichthys calabaricus (reedfish)
Lineage: Eukaryota; Metazoa; Chordata; Cladistia; Polypteriformes; Polypteridae
Product: leucine-rich repeat-containing protein 70-like
Exons: 2
Coding region: 283-2145 (620 amino acids)
Molecular function (GO): protein binding
Source: RefSeq, a predicted model, not a curated record